GGAAACCACAUUUCUACAUAUUAUUUUGAAAGUGCACAACCGGAAAAGGUCCAACGCUGCUUGUUUUUUUUCCCCUCAGGGCUGCGAGGUAAAUCAUCACAAAGCUCUUCAGGAGGACUACUUCUGCAUUUAGUGUGUGAUUGAGUGUACGUGUCUUCAGCGUACUCUUGUCUGAGUGCUCGCGUGCUGCGCCAUCCUGCAGUGUGCAAUGUCUUCCGAGCUGCUUGUGGAUUUGAGCGAGGACCAGACGACAGCGCAGCUGGGCCACCUGAAGCUGGCCACAUUAGAGGACCAGCAGUGGCCGCCGGAUGAGUCAAAUCUCACCAAGUCUGAGACCGAUCUCUCUCAGCGGUUCGAUGCCAGUUCUCCCCACCUUCCGUGGGACCACCCCUUCUACGACAUCGCCCGGCAUCAAAUCAUCGAAGUUGCGGGUGAUGACAACUUCGGCAGAAAAGUUAUUGUGUUUAAUGCCUGCCGGAUGCCCCCCCAGCACCAACUGGACCAUCACAAGCUGCUGAUGUAUCUGAAAGGAACCUUGGACCAAUAUGUUGAAAGUGACUACACCCUGAUCUACUUCCAUCACGGGCUGACCAACGAGAACAAGCCAUCACUCAGCUGGCUACGGGAUGCUUACAGGGAGUUUGACAGGAAGUAUAAGAAGAACAUCAAAGCCUUGUAUAUUGUACAUCCCACCAUGUUCAUCAAGACCCUGCUGAUCCUGUUCAAACCCAUCAUCAGUUUUAAGUUUGGGAGGAAACUCAACUAUGUGAGCUAUCUGAGUGAGCUGGAGGACGUGGUCAAGUGUGACCAGCUCAUCAUUCCAGCCCGUGUCAAAGAAUAUGACAACAAGUUGCGAGCCUCCCUGAAGCCAAGCUCCCAGCCUCCUAUGUCUCCUCUUCGGAGUCCCCCUCUCCCCAACCAGGUCUUUGGGGUUCCCCUUGAAUUGUUGAGAAAGAGGAGUCCAGAUGGAGAUCCAGUUCCUGUAGUAAUGAGAGACACUAUAAGUUUCCUGUCAGAGCAAGGUCUAGAGAUAGAAGGAAUCUUCCGACGUUCGGCCAAUGUGACUUUGGUGAAGGAGGUCCAGCUCAGAUAUAACUCAGGGAAAGCGGUGAACUUCCGAGAGAUGGAAAAUGUCCACUUGGCGGCAGUCAUCUUGAAGACCUUCCUUAGAGAGCUGCCCGAGCCACUGCUGACCUACCAGCUCUACAAUGACAUUGUCAAUUUUGCCUCUGUGUCCAGUGACAGUCAGGUGACCGUCAUGAAGACACUGGUGGAAUCACUGCCAGAGGAGAACUACGCCACACUCAGAUACCUAAUCACAUUUCUAGCACAGGUAACCGCGAACAGUGACAUCAAUAAGAUGACCAACAGCAACUUGGCUGUGGUGUUUGGGCCAAACCUGCUGUGGGGGCGGGACAACGCCAUGUCACUCAGCGCCAUUGGCCCAAUCAACAACUUCACCCGGUGCCUGUUGGACCAGCAGCACCUGGUCUUUGCCUAAGUACGCUGUCAUUGUUGUCUGAAUCUCAACAUUGAUUAUGAGUGAGCCGUCGGAAAGCACUUAGACCAACACAGCCAUGUUCUAAAAUACAGAGAUACAUAUAUAUAAAAAGAAAAACAUCACCUGGAGAAUUUGAAAUCUGUCAUUUGUCAUUCACCAUUGUUCUCGGGCCCUUAGCAAUAUGGUUACUUUUCAACCUUAAGUUGGAAGGAUUUGUACUAAAACCAUGAGAGCACAACCUUGAAAAUGUAAUGCUGAAUAAUACAAUGCAGCACAUUUGCAAAAAAAAAAAACAUUGAUUUCUUUCAAAAAGGCAUUCCAGCUACAACUGCAUGUGUACAAAUAUUCAAAUAUUGUCAUGUGGAAUUGAUUGGGGGAAAAUGUGAUUACUUUUCAACACUUUGCUGUGGUUGAUCUCUGUUGUUUCUGUCAUGCAAAAAAAGAAAAAGAAAAGAAAUCCCAAUGAAGAAAAUAAGUACUUUAUGUGAAAAGCCUCAGGUUUAGUUGAAGUCGUGGUACCAAAUGUUGUGGACAAUCUUGCUGUAUUUAAAAAAACAAAAACUAAAGAAGAUUGGCUGUACUGUUGUAUUAACUCCUAAACGUCCGUGCUUCGGGAUUUGUGGCCCCUGUCGUGCAUGCGUCUGCUCUUCCUCUCUCACCCCUUGUGGAUUCAAUUGGGUUCUGUGGUUGGCGUGCAGGUUCUGUUUGUACGUGUACUGGCCUUUUGGAUUUUUUUUUUUUUUUUUUAAAUGAUUGUGUGCCAUUAAUUCCAAAUGUGAUGUUGUCCUUAAUGACCCAGUUUCUCUGUUCUGUCAGGUAUCAAAAGCCUAAAAAAAUAAAAAUGGGGGAAGCUGCACUUCAAUUUGGAAAUCGUCUGCCUUAGCAACAGUCUUAAGGGGGGGGGGCACUCUUGCGAUAGUCUGUCCCUUGAAGCCUUCUAUUGUAUAAUCAAUUACUUGAAACACUGGUAAACCCUCAGAAUAAUUAGCUAAAAUAUUGUUAAAUGCUAAAAUGUAUCAUUGAACUUAUUGUUUUACUUUACCAAUGGGGAAACGUUAAGUGUAAUUGUUGCACUGCUAUAUACUGUAUUAUUUGUGAGCGUGGGUGCGCGGGGGGGUCUGUCUAUGUACACAGUACAUUAUGUUUGCGUGUGUCUUAAUGCAUUUAGAAAGAAAAUAUGCCUGGGGCCGAUAUUAUAUAAACAUUUAAUGAACAGGGUUCCUGUGAGUGUAGGAGUGAACCUCAAACAAGUGCCAUUGAAGUUUCACACUUGCCGACCAAUCGCAUCUGUGUAUGAUCUAGUGAUAGUCGUACUGUAAUGAAUUGUCCUGGUGACAGUAGUAUGUUUUCUCUAUGGGAAAAAAGUAAUAUUUGCUUUCCAGGCUGACUUUUUUUCAAGAUUCUAAAAUUUUAUUUUUCAUCCUUUUGAUAUUUAGUCCUAAUGUGUAUGAUGAUGAAAAUAGUGUGUGUUUGUGGUAAAAUAUUAAAGAAACCUGAUGACCCGA
Messenger RNA from Syngnathoides biaculeatus (alligator pipefish), 3006 nucleotides. It is a transcript of the gene arhgap1, whose product is annotated as Rho GTPase activating protein 1. Lineage: Eukaryota; Metazoa; Chordata; Actinopteri; Syngnathiformes; Syngnathidae. Gene Ontology annotation, cellular component: cytoplasm. Bases 209 to 1501 code for a protein of 430 amino acids. The transcript has 13 exons. The record is from RefSeq and is a predicted model, not a curated record. Gene Ontology annotation, biological process: negative regulation of endocytic recycling; small GTPase-mediated signal transduction. Gene Ontology annotation, molecular function: GTPase activator activity.